Messenger RNA from Neodiprion virginianus, 1925 nucleotides. RefSeq lists its product as uncharacterized. NCBI's taxonomy places the organism in Eukaryota, Metazoa, Arthropoda, Insecta, Hymenoptera, Diprionidae. The record is from RefSeq and is a predicted model, not a curated record. The transcript is spliced from 3 exons. The coding region runs from base 852 to 1325 and encodes 157 amino acids.
GAGCUCGUAUUAUACCGCGUUUCCACGCCGGCGAGGCCGAAUGCUUCUCCGUCUUUCGCCGCAGCCGCGUGGCCCGGUCUGACAAGUGUGCGUUCUGACAGUUGAUCUCCCCGUGGCGAGGAUUAAAACGACGUAAAAGCGCGCAAAAGGAAUCGGGUAAAAUAUGAACGGAGUCGACGAAAGGAACGCGGGUCAAGGAGUCGAAAUCAAAGGAGGUCUCCGAGUUUCGUUCCUCCGCUGACACCGAGCUUUCACGGGGAACACUUGCCGGACAUUAUAAUGCAGCAAAGAGGAGACGAAAGCGAAUAGAUUCGCUCGUACCGCACUGCGAACACGUAUCAUCGUUGUGUAAUUAAUGGCAUAUACGACGGUUGUGUAAACAUAUUAUAUAUCACGACGUUAUAUGCGACUUACAUAUUGAAACGCCGAGGACUCGGCACUGCGCUGUAAUAAAGUGGCGUGUUUGUGUGCGUACGUAUUUUUGUGUUCUGCAGUAUCAGCGAAUGAAUAAUUCACGGUUUCGGGUCAGUUUUGCAGUCACGAAAAUAUUAUACGACUUGCGGAUGAUUGAAGAAUAUAUAUUAUAUAUAUAUAUAUUUUUUUAUUUUCUGAAGUAUCGCGAUGAAGGAUACAACGAUUACCACGUGCGCCGAUGUUUAUCACUGGAGCAACAUUGAUGAAAUCCCCAGCACUUCGAAAAGGUAGAAGGCUACUAAGUCAACAUAACGCAGUUGUUAAAACUUCGGUCCAAAGUGGAAACCGAGGUGAAAAAGUAAAUAGACGUUAACGAAAUAAUAAAAAUAAACCGAAACUAAAAAGAAAUAAGUGAAGACGAAAGCGGGGUAGAAGAAAUGUUCUCCCGAUCACGACCUUCGGGACAUGGGCGCCACAAUUUCGGCCGUCCCAAGAAGAAUACGAGUGGCAAGAGGCACGGGAUUCGUACCUGGAUAUUCAUGAACAAGAAGAAGGACAGACAUCACGAACGUGUUAUGAUGUCCGGUGAUUCUCCGCCACCGCCGUUGAGGACGUCAAGUCCGCCUUCUCCUGGCUUCGAUAUCCCGGACGAUCCUCGAGCCGGCAAGAAUUCGCCGACGGGAACGGCGAAGAUCUCGAGGUCGACGGCGGAUACGGAGGCGAUCGAAGAGGCCAUCCCGAUAAUCGACACUCUGCCUUCGCCGGAACCGAAACCGAAGAUCGAAAAGAACGGCCAGCAAUUCGACGUCGUGGACGGGAAGAAGAAACUCGUCGAAGACGAGGAGCCAGAUUCCUGCGUUAUAAAGUGUCUCUCUUUCACGCAGCAGUGCUGCGAGUGUACGAUACAAUGACCGCGAGACUCUUUCGGCACUGUGUAUGCAUGUGUGCAUAUGUAUGUAUGUGAUGUUAUAUAUAUAGGUAUAUAUUUGGGUAUGUUGGUGAAAACGUACGUAUAGAAUGAACUAUAUUGACGCGUUGUAUACCUGCUAACGUGGACUCGUGUAUGAUACAAUAAUUAUGGUCGGAGUACGUCGUGCCAAUAAACGAUAUAUUUAUACCACAUCGUUUAUUGGAGAUUAUAAAAUGUAUAAAGUUUUCUUUGCAUGUAAUACGUGUAAUCCUUACAUCACGUGACCGCUGAUUGCAACGAUUAUCAGAUAUCACGUCUCGACGCUCGUGUAAAACUCAUGUACACUCGGGGACAAUUAAUCUGAUACGGCUAAUUUUUUACGCUAGACGGUUAUGUUGGCAACGCAGAGAAAUCUACGGCGCCGUAGUCGGCCGAGCGCGAAACUAACCCAAUCUCAAUAAACAUAACGUAACCCAUGACCGUCGAAUCUAACCUUAGAAUACGUAUAAAUCCAACAAGUCAUUAUGCCCGCAGUAUUCUAAGAUUAGAUUCGACGGUCAUGGGUUACGUUAUGUUUAUUGAGAUUGAGUUAGUUCCGCGC